Messenger RNA from Pichia membranifaciens NRRL Y-2026, 423 nucleotides. RefSeq lists its product as hypothetical. The transcript has a single exon. The annotation marks the transcript as partial. The record is from RefSeq and is a predicted model, not a curated record. Lineage: Eukaryota; Fungi; Ascomycota; Pichiomycetes; Pichiales; Pichiaceae.
CUCCUCGGCGUGUUGGGGGUCUCUUCCCUCUACUUGGGUGCUCACAAGCCGUUGUUGAAUGACGCAGGCUAUGCCAACGGACCGGUCUCCAUCACCACUCCAGGCUCUCCUAACAUAUAUUACGACAACAAGAAGCCUGUCUACGACGGGGCCUUUGGCGGCAGACUUAACUACCGCCAGGUCGCCCUAGGCUCGAUGACCGGGUUGGUGAUAGGGUACGCCGUGUCCAGGUUGAGCACGGUCUUAUUUGUCUUUUCCAUUUUUGCGUACUUGAUCGGAAUCUAUCUCCGGAAGCAAGGUGUUGUGGUUGUCGAUACUAAGGGACUUGUCAAGGGGGCUGUGAACAGCGUGUCCUGGGACGAGCUGUUGUUCGACCAGACCAGCUUCAGUGUUCCGUUCCUCUCGAGUUUCUGCAUUGCUGCC